ACGUGAUCUCACACGGACUCCAGCACGGAAGGACUUUGUUAUUUGUGAAGCUUCCUGGUGUUAAAGCAGCCGCGUUCGGACCAUGGCCAGCUUCAAUGGGUCGUCGGGCAGUGGGGACAAUCGGAGGGUAGCGCCGGGCUCGAACAAUGAAACUUUACGCAGACAAUCAGGAGCUAUCAUGCGAAGGUUUGUUCUGGAGACAAUCCAGGAAGAGGAUCCAGAAGUGCAACUAAGCCCAGAGGAUGUCGGUGGGGUCGCAAGUGAAAUUAAUGAGCCGGGCAUUAAGGAGAUAUGUAAAAGUUUAAAGAAAAUUGGUGAUGAGUUGGACAAAAAUACUGAACUUCAACAUGUAAUCGAUGUAAUUCCCAUUGACGACAUCCGAGAUGUAUUGCAUCAAGUAGCUGUGAAGAUAUUAACUGCAGAAGACUUGAACUGGGGACGAAUUGUGACCUUCCUCUAUUUUGCUGGCAAGCUUGUCUUUAAAGCCCUAAAAAGUGCGAAAGCCUUGAUUCAACAGAUAAUAAACUGGUCUUUAGAUCUGAUUCAAGUCCGUGUGAUCCCAUGGAUUGAGCAACAGGGUGGAUGGGAGACGAUCUUUUCAUACUUCGGGAAUGCAACGUGGCCAACAUUCGUCGGCUUCUCUGCGGGCGUAAUCACUGGCAUUUUGGUGUUUUUGAAACUGACCUAAGGUCAGCACUCCAGUUUGAUUUUGAGUGAUUGCUUCCUAUAGAAAAUACAGACUGCAACAUUCAGUGGUUCACGAGGGAAUGUCUGCAAAGAUCUGUUACACUUGAAACGAUUGUUAAUAACGGAUAUGCUCAAUAUUGGAGAACUUUACAUAUAUCCUUGUUACAUGAUUUAAUUUUAUAUACAGCUUUUAUGAAUUAUUUUAUGGAUUUUUCUGUCUACGGUGGAUCACUUGUUCCAAGAUGUUUAUAUUUUGCGGAAUUUGUAUUAAAAAUCUUUUUAAGUA
Hypanus sabinus (Atlantic stingray) is the source of this 973-nucleotide messenger RNA. RefSeq lists its product as uncharacterized. Gene Ontology annotation, cellular component: mitochondrial outer membrane. Gene Ontology annotation, molecular function: protein heterodimerization activity; protein homodimerization activity; channel activity. The record is from RefSeq and is a predicted model, not a curated record. The coding region runs from base 83 to 688 and encodes 201 amino acids. NCBI's taxonomy places the organism in Eukaryota, Metazoa, Chordata, Chondrichthyes, Myliobatiformes, Dasyatidae. The transcript is spliced from 6 exons. Gene Ontology annotation, biological process: positive regulation of apoptotic process; release of cytochrome c from mitochondria; mitochondrial fusion.